Dichotomopilus funicola is the source of this 771-nucleotide messenger RNA. RefSeq lists its product as uncharacterized. The record is from RefSeq and is a predicted model, not a curated record. NCBI's taxonomy places the organism in Eukaryota, Fungi, Ascomycota, Sordariomycetes, Sordariales, Chaetomiaceae. Bases 1 to 771 code for a protein of 256 amino acids. The transcript is spliced from 5 exons.
AUGCCAUACUUCCACCAGAUUUGCGCGCUCUGUGGGUGCCAGAUUCUUGCGGCCGAACCCACUGGUCCCGUCCGGUGGAAUAACGAGUUUCGUGCAGUCUAUGUUCGGACUAUUAGAACCCAAGACCCUGUCGCUUUUCUAACCGGUGUCGGCAAACACACCCAACCGGGAAGCAGAACCGUCCACGCCCCCUUCGACACUCAAAUGCACUGGAGCGAUGACGAGUUCCAGCCGUCGACUAGAAACUUGAUAUCGGCCCUCGACCGGAACCCAGUACCCCAAACCGAUAUCCCCGUCGGCUUCCUAUUCCACGACGCUUGCUGGCGGUUAUUCGAAGAAGCCUGCAAGCCAAGGCCCAUCCCACUCGACAGGCUGGCCCAGGUUCUCAUCUCCCUUCCGAUCUAUCACCCCGCUGGUCCCAACGUCCUUCUCGACUGGGGCCACAAUUUCGGCGGCGCCGUGGCCCUCGAACCCGAAGACUACGCCCCAUGGCAGUGGCACCGUGAACCACCAAGCCCCCAGCACUCGAAUGAUGGGCUUCACGGUCUUGACGCCCACGCCACAGCUAUUGGACAUGAAAAGCUCAAUGCUGUGAUCGUCACCAAUCGGGGCCAAAUUCUUGAUCUCUUCCGGGCUCCCCUUCCAUGGGGGGAUGUCCGCGUCAAUUCCGUGGAAGCCGCACCCGGAACUGUGAUCACGGGCCUCUACGGCACCCAGUCGGGUAGUAAGAUCGCCGCACUUGGAGCGAUGACUGAGAAAGCGGAUGAGUAG